AUGACCCUUACUAGGCGCAGUAAUAGUCCACCCAGUGGUUUCAGAGACUAUCAGAAGAAUCCACUAAAAACCAAGGCUUGCCAUCACAACGGGGAAAUUCGGGGAAAGACCGAAUCCCCCAUAUCAUUCGGUGCCAUAUCGUUGAUACAUACAUACAGAAAAUCUUCGAUGAGGCCGGGUGCUGAAUGGUUUUAUAGAGCUUUUUUGAUCGAAUUGUCCUUGAAUGUAAUUGCGUGUAGUACGAAAGGCGGGAAUGGAUUGGUGAAACGAUCUUCUCUAGGUCAAAACGGAGUUUUGAGGGAAACUCCGUUUGCUGAAAAAAAUCUCCGUUAA
Messenger RNA from Morchella sextelata, 333 nucleotides. RefSeq lists its product as uncharacterized. Lineage: Eukaryota; Fungi; Ascomycota; Pezizomycetes; Pezizales; Morchellaceae. The transcript has 11 exons. Bases 1 to 333 code for a protein of 110 amino acids. The record is from RefSeq and is a predicted model, not a curated record.